CAACGAACUUGCAGUAGUGUUUUGGCAAAACGAGUUCCGCUGUAAAACCCGAUGAGUUUAAUGGAAGGGACGACAGCAGAACUGCUGAAGAAACAGAGACGUUGAAGCAAGUCUUCCUUCUCAAACUCAGUCUCAGUAGGCAUCUGACUCCCCUAACUGCAGCAUCAAGCCCAAUUAGCGCUCAAAACAAUCACUGAAUGCGACCUAUUACAUAAGAUACACGAUUUCCAGCUUAUCGAACAUGGAGAUCGGAGUGAGACUGUUUGGUGCUGUACAGCUUAUCCUCUCUUGGUUGACAGCUCCAAUUUUCUACUAUUUGGCGAGAAAAAAAUCUGGAAUACUUCUUCCGCCAAUUUCUGAGCCAAUUCUGAAAUUAAGCAUAACACAACUUGCUCGCAAAAUUCGUAAAAGAGAGCUAACUUCAGAACAAGUAGUUAAGGCAUACGUGAAUCGCUGUAAGGAAGUGAACCCUCUGCUGAAUGCAAUAGUGGAGGACAGAUUUGAAGCUGCUUUAAAAGAAGCAAAAGAAGUCGAUCAACAGAUCGCUUCUCGAUUGAAAACAGAAGAUGAAAUGGAAAAGGAGACUCCUCUACUAGGCGUUCCUAUUACAAUCAAGGAGAGCAUUGGAAUUAAAGGUAUGAGUUUGAGUGUUGGAAGCAAAUUGAGAGAAAAUAUCAAAGCACAAACCGAUGGAGAUUCAGUCAUCAAUCUGAAAAGUGCUGGAGCAAUUCCGAUCGCAAUAACAAAUACACCUGAGCUGUGUCUUUGUUGGGAAACUAUGAAUCUGAACGGGUGCACUAAUAAUCCAUACAAUCUAUCAAGAACACCCGGUGGAUCUUCAGGAGGAGAGGCGGCGUUGAUAAGUUCUGCAGCAUCGAUAGCAGGAGUUGGUUCAGAUUUGGCGGGAUCUAUUCGCAUACCGUCCAUGUUCACUGGAAUUUUCGGACACAAGCCUACACCUGUAUUGCAGAUCGAUCUGAAGAAACUGAAAGUAUACUACAUGGAAAAUGCAGGCUUUUCCUUUGUCGACGUGAAAGUUGAUCGUUCAGUUCGUGAUGCCAUAAGAAAAGGUGUCAAGCAUUUGGCAUCAGUUGGGGGGUGCUCAGUCAAAAAGGUUUGCAUUGAUGAAAUGGAGGGUACAGCUGAAACAUGUGCAUCUACAUUCUUCAGCAUGAAAAAUAUCCCAGAUUUGAUGAGCAUGGCAAACCCGGAUAAUCCGAAAGAAAAGAAAAAUGUAUUUGUAGAACUUGUGAAAUCGAUAUUUGGAUUAUCCAACAUCUCGACUGCAGGUAUAUUGUUCACCCUCUUGUGCAACUGCAACUGCUUCAUACCUCGUUCGCGGAAAGAUCACUACUUGCGAGAGAAUGAACAUAAUUUACAAGUAUUUCAGAACCUGCUUCAAAAUGACGGAGUAUUUAUUUAUCCAACCCAUCCGAUUCCCGCCUAUUAUCAUGGUCAGUAUAAGGUGAAAAUAGCAGGGGUGAUGUACACCAUGGUCUUCAAUACACUGGGCAUGCCCUCCACGCACAUUCCAAUGGGGCUCAAUAGAGAAGGACUACCAAUUGGCUUUCAGGUGGCUGCGGCACCCAAUAAUGACCGUCUUUGCCUUGCGGUAGCAAAAGAAUUGGAAACUGCGUUCAAAGGAUGGGUCCCACCUCCAUCUAAAUAACCAAAUGAAGGAUUUUUGAUUGAAUGUAAUCUGUGAUAUUUAUUAUAAAUGUGUAAUGGAGAGUGGUAUUAUAUUAAUAGGAUAUAAUCGAAUAUAACCUAAUUGUUAAUGAUGAUUUUCAGUUGAUCGAUUAUUAGAAAGUUCAAAUUGAGUUGAAAAAUCAAAAUAAUUUAUUAUGUUCUUUUUUACAUUUGGUUAACUAGAAGAGAUUUCUAUGUAUAACUUCACUAAAACUGUAACUUUAAUACAAUAAAUUAAACUUGUGUAUUGGAACAGUUUAGGAUACGCUUUAAAAAAUAUAUAUUGAAAAUAAAGAUACAAUAUAGAUUAUGACGUGUGUGUUACAAACAUUAUAAGAUGUAGGCUAAUAAGUAAAAGCGAAUUUUCUCAAUGAAACUUUUUCUAUAUUUUCUCCAGACUUAUAAUUUCUUCUUCCAAAGUACUAUGGAUACAUUUGAAAUUGAAAUUAAUCUUGUGGCAUUAUCACUGCAAGUGAUAUGAAUAUUGCAAGGUUUGAUUCUUUCAAGAGCGUUAAUAUUCCAUUUUUUAUUACAUAACAUUCCUCGCAGCUUGUAUUAAGACGAGGCAUUUUUCUUCAACCGGAAAUCGAUAUAAUCUUUUCAGGAAUAGAUAGUUGAGGAGGAGAAGUGUGCUAGCCUAUCCCUUUAUUAGAUUAUAAAACCAUUCGACAAAAUAUUAGUUUCAACCCUAGUAACCUAGUUGUUUCAUAAAAAAUAAUAUUUCGCUCAAAAUUAACGACAAGUAGAAUUGAAAGAGUGAUGUGAUAAAUUUUAGUUCAGCAACAACUUUUCAACCAUUGUUGGUACGGUAAUUGAUAUUUUGAGGAGUUUCACAUAUCAGAGUAAAGUGAGAAACAAACCAGAAAGUGGACUGUUAACAUUAUUCAGAAGAUAAAAAAGAAUCUGAAGGUGGUCUUUCAAAAUGUUGUGGCAUGUUUAUGUUUCAAUCUACCAUUUCGUUAUAAUGCUACUUGGCUUUAGACAAGUAGCAAAUGCUUGGAAUGUGUCAGUGAAGUCAACGUUUUUUGAGCAUGGCAGAAGCAAUUUAUGGAAAUUUCUCAGUGUCUGGGUGCAGGUAUUAACUCAGCUAUAUUUUCUCACACAUGCCAUUAUCUAUAUGAAGAAGAGAGAUAAUGCAAGA
Molecule: messenger RNA, 2830 nt
Organism: Nilaparvata lugens (brown planthopper)
Lineage: Eukaryota; Metazoa; Arthropoda; Insecta; Hemiptera; Delphacidae
Product: fatty-acid amide hydrolase 2
Source: RefSeq, a predicted model, not a curated record